GACUCGAGAGAGAGAGAGAGAGAGAGAGAGAGGGAAAGGGGAAGUGGGGAAAGGGAAAAAGAAGAGUGCCAGUGAGGCCAGUAUAGUGUGCAAAGUUACAGGCCGGGCGGGACUAAUCUUCUGGAGCAGUAGCGUACAAGAAAACUUCCAUUCCUGCAACUUUCCUUUUCAAAGCCUCUUAAUUUCUCAAGAUUUUCCAAUAUCUUACCUGAUGUUGGGAGUUUGAAGUUUCCAUUUCCGAUCAGGGAAUCAAUUCUUCAAUUCAGAGCUCUUAAGUUUUUGUUUUUAGUUUAUAUAAUAUAAUAUAAAAUGGCGGCCGAUGGAGCAUUCUCGUUUUCCGUUGUGUCCGUGGUGGAGGAUGUUCUUCAGCAGCACGGGACCCGAUCGCGGGGUCUCGAUUUGGACGCCCGUCGAGCCGAAGAAGCCGCAAUAAGGAGAUAUGAAGCAGCGGCGUGGCUGAGGAAGAUGGUGGGAGUGGUGGGGGCAAAGGAUUUGCCAGCAGAGCCCUCUGAGGAAGAGUUCAGGCUGGGGUUAAGGAGUGGAAUUGUUCUAUGCAAUGUGCUUAAUAAGAUUCAACCUGGAGCUGUUCCCAAGGUGGUUGAAAGCCCUAGUGAUGCUGCAUUGCUCCCUGAUGGGGCAGCUUUGUCUGCAUAUCAAUACUUUGAGAAUGUCAGGAACUUUCUGGUGGCAGUGCAAGAAGUAGGAAUUCCCACUUUUGAGGCAUCUGAUCUUGAGCAAGGUGGGGCACCUUCUAGGAUUGUCAACUGUGUUUUGGGUCUCAAAUCAUACAGCGAAUGGAAGCAGUCAGGCGGCAUUGGUGUCUGGAAAUUCGGUGGAAAUGUAAAACCCACCACCACAUGUGCUAAACAACUGACCCGCAAAAAUUCUGAGCCGUUUAUGAGCUCAUCUUCUUCAAGGAAUCUGCUGAUGAAUGAGAAAUCUCUGAGUGGUGCAGGAACUGAGACUGAAACUAAUAGAAUGCCUAGCUCUUCGUUGAGCAUGCUUGUUCGUGCAGUUCUUCUAGAUAAGAAGCCUGAGGAGGUUCCAAAUCUUGUGGAGUCAGUGUUGAGCAAAGUUGUCGAGGAGUUUGAGCUUCGCAUUGCAAGCCAAAACGAUGUGCAAAGGCGAGCAACUCUCAAGGAUUCAAUUAUUUCUCAUGUUAACAAGCCAAUUACUAAACAAACUGCUGGGAUCACCAAGGUUGAACAAAGAAACAUUAAUGUAAUGAAAAAAGAGGUUUUUCAGAAGAACAACAAUAUCAUUGAUGAAGAACUUCAAAGAAGAUGUCUUAAACAGCAAAUGGUUGUUGAUGAACAGGAAAAAGGUCUUAAGGAGUUGAAACAAACUCUUUCCACUACAAAAGCAGGUGUACAGUUCAUGCAAAUGAAGUUUGAUGAGGAAAUCCACAACAUAGGUCUGCACAUACACGGCUUAGCUCAUGCAGCUUCAGGUUAUCAUAGAGUUCUUGAGGAAAACCGCAAGCUUUACAAUCAAGUCCAGGACCUUAAAGGAAGCAUAAGAGUUUACUGUAGAGUAAGGCCUUUCUUGCAUGGGCAAUCAAGCUAUUUGAGUGCCGUAGAUCAGAUUGAAGAUGGUACAAUUACAAUUAACACUCCAUCCAAGCAUGGGAAAGGACAUCGGUCUUUCAAUUUCAACAAAGUAUUUGGACCAUCUGCCACUCAAGGGGAGGUGUUUUCAGACACACAGCCACUGAUUAGAUCAGUCCUUGAUGGUUACAAUGUCUGCAUUUUUGCAUAUGGCCAAACAGGAUCAGGGAAAACAUAUACCAUGUCUGGACCGAAGGAUCUCACAGAACAAAGCCAAGGGGUAAACUAUAGGGCGUUGGGCGAUCUAUUCCUUCUUGCAGAGCAAAGAAAGGACACUUUCCACUAUGAUGUGUUUGUUCAGAUGAUUGAGAUAUAUAAUGAGCAAGUUAGAGACCUCCUUGUUACUGAUGGUUUGAACAAAAGAUUAGAAAUCCGCAGUUCCUCUCAGGGACUCACUGUGCCAGAUGCUAGUGUGGUUCGUGUGACUUCAACUUCAGAUGUUAUUGAUCUGAUGAACCUAGGACAAAGGAAUCGUGCAGUAGGGGCAACGGCACUAAAUGAUCGAAGCAGCCGCUCUCACAGUUGCUUAACUGUUCAUGUUCGCGGGCAAGACCUGACUUCUGGAACGAUUCUUCGUGGUUGCAUGCAUUUGGUUGAUCUUGCUGGAAGUGAGAGGGUCGAUAAGUCUGAAGUCACCGGAGAUAGACUAAAGGAGGCACAGCACAUUAAUAAAUCUCUUUCUGCUCUCGGUGAUGUAAUAUCUGCCCUUGCUCAGAAGAACGCACAUGUCCCUUACAGGAACAGCAAGCUUACACAAUUGCUUCAGGACUCCCUCGGUGGACAGGCCAAGACACUGAUGUUUGUCCACAUAAGCCCCGAGCCUGAUGCCAUUGGAGAAACAAUCAGUACGCUUAAAUUUGCUGAGAGAGUGGCUGCUGUGGAACUUGGUGCUGCAAGAGUAAACAAAGAUUCUGCAGAUGUAAAAGAGCUUAAAGAACAGAUAUCUGUUCUGAAAGCUGCGCUAGCGAAGAAAGAAGCAGAACCAGUCUCCAUUCAACAUAAGCUUCAGAGCAGCCCACAUAUCAUGCAGCCAUCAUCUUUCCAAACUAAUUUACAUGGCAAAGAUACACUGGCAAGUUCAAACAACCAGAGGAAACCGAUGGGCGAAGUAGAUUGCAUUGAGGUGAACAAGAAGCCUGCAUUAAGGGAAAAGAGGCAAAGCUUUGAUCUUGAUGAGUUACUAGGAAAUUCCCCUCCAUGGCCACCGGUCAGCAGUCCCGGUGAGAACUAUAGAGAAGAUAAUAAGCUUGUUAGCUCGGGCGAGUGGGUAGACAAGGUCAUGGUGAACAAACAAGAACCCAUGCAAAGAAUGGAAAGCCCCUUUGGCUGUUGGGAGUCUGAAAUGGGCAACAUGUCUGACAUUUUUUACCAGAAAUACCUCACAGACUCCUUCAAAUCGCUCCCAAAAAAAUCGUGUAACCUGUUCCCUGACAGCAACCAUUUUGACAUCACGGCUGCUGAUGAUCUGGAUGAACUCGAUGCUGCAACGAGCGAUUCAUCUGAACCAGAUUUGCUUUGGCAGUUCAACCAUUCCAAAUUGGGCAGUUUUGGCAAUGGCAUGGUAUCAAAUGUCCCAAAACCAAACAUGAAACCAAUGAAGAGUCCAGAACCUAGAACCAAGCCUAACAAAACAGGCCCUUCACACUCAAGAAAGCCUAGCGGUGGAAGUGGUCACAAUCCUCAACGCGGUGGAAGGCAGGCCAUUCCUGCUGAACUGAACCGUAAAGCUGGAAACAGGAAGUAGAUAAAAAAGUGUUUAGAGAAUGUGAGAAAAACUGUUUCUGAUUCUUUUAUUUGUUCCCUUGUUUUUAAUUGGGGAGUGAGAGAGAGAUAGAGAGGUUUGUGUAGAGCUUUUUCUGGCAUUUUUUCUGCUGUCCCACUUUAUUUUCUUUGUUCCUAUUGCUUACAUACUCAUACCUGUGAGUACAGCAACCCACCCCCCAGUUGCCUGUAGGUUUGCUGUAUAAUUUUUGAGUGUUUCCCUUCCUUCCUUGAAGAUAACCAGUGUGCAGAAAAGGUAAUUACCAGUGUAGUGUAUACCAUGUUUCAAAAACAAUGACAUGUAAAUUUCCACAUACAUACAAGUAUGAUGAUUUUCUUUCUUACCCUUUC
Messenger RNA from Ipomoea triloba (trilobed morning glory), 3719 nucleotides. RefSeq names its product kinesin-like protein KIN-14I. Bases 310 to 3351 code for a protein of 1013 amino acids. Gene Ontology annotation, molecular function: microtubule binding; microtubule motor activity; ATP binding. The record is from RefSeq and is a predicted model, not a curated record. Gene Ontology annotation, biological process: microtubule-based movement. Lineage: Eukaryota; Viridiplantae; Streptophyta; Magnoliopsida; Solanales; Convolvulaceae. The transcript is spliced from 18 exons.